Anopheles marshallii is the source of this 4281-nucleotide messenger RNA. It is a transcript of the gene mor, whose product is annotated as SWI/SNF complex subunit SMARCC1. The record is from RefSeq and is a predicted model, not a curated record. Gene Ontology annotation, cellular component: SWI/SNF complex. The transcript has 6 exons. The coding region runs from base 1 to 4281 and encodes 1426 amino acids. Gene Ontology annotation, molecular function: DNA binding; histone binding. Lineage: Eukaryota; Metazoa; Arthropoda; Insecta; Diptera; Culicidae. Gene Ontology annotation, biological process: positive regulation of DNA-templated transcription.
AUGGAAAUGGUGUCUUUGGGGCCGAAAAAGGAUGGAAAUCCUAAUGCGGAGUUCUUUACCGCACCGGAAACACUGCAAGGUUUCGAAACGGUGCGGCUGUGGCUGCAGAAACACUUCAAAAAGUUUCUCGCACCCGAUCCUCCGACGAAGGAAUCAUUGGCACAUUUGAUCAUUCAAUUUAUACAGUAUCAGGAAGCAAAACUGGGCAAAAACUCUCAAGAUCCACCAACAACCCGAUUGCCGAUACGAUGCUUCAUGGAUUUCAAACCGGGCGGUGCCCUGUGCCACAUUCUGUCAACGAUGUACCGCUACAAGGCGGAACAGCGCUGGCGCAAGUUUGACUUCACCGUCAACAAGAACCCGAUGCGCAAGGAUCCGAUCGGACAGAUGGUGCUCGACAUUGAGGCGGCGCUGAUCGAGGCGGAAUGUAUGCGGAUGCCGAUCGUAUACAUACGCCCGGAAGUGGAUCGCGCGACGGCUAAUAAGAUAACCGACAUCGUCACAAACCAUCAGGGCGAGAUAACAGUGGACGAGGAGGAAGCAACACACAUAAUAUACCCGGUAAUUGAUCCGCUGCCGGAGGAUUACGCACGUCCGACGUUCCGGCGCGACAAACACGUCAUGAUCCAUUGGUACUACUUCCCGGAGUCGUACGAUACCUGGGUGCCGAAUUCGUUCGAUCUGCCCGACAACGUGCCGGAAAGUCCACCGUCUCCGGCCGAACGUUGGCGUGUGUCUGCCUCGUGGGUGAUUGAUUUGGACGAGUAUAACGAGUGGAUGUCGGAGGAAGAUUACGAGGUAGAUGAGGUGGGCCGGAAGAAGGUGCAUCCGCAUCGGCUCGGUGUGGAGGACUUGAUGUCGAGUGUUGCCGGCGGUGGUGCCGGUUCGGAAGAUAAGGUGAAGAAAACGCCCAAAGUGGUCAAUUCGAAACGCAAACGAUCGCCUUCACCGGCCGCGGGUAAGGGUGGCAAGCGGAAGAGCUAUCGGUCACCGGCCGCAUCGGCGGCAGCUUCUUCCUUCCAGAAGAAACCCCGCGCCGACGACGAAGAGUCGGAAGAUCUGACGAAGGACAUGGAUGAUCCGACGCCGGAAACGAACAUUACCGAGGUGAAGCCGAAUAUGGGCAGCUCGGCAUCGGGACCGGCCACACCGCAACCGAAACGCGAUCCGGACAUGAUACCGAUGAAGUACGCCAGCGUGGCAGAUCUGGACGAUGAGAUGGAGCGUGGUGGGGUCGGUGCGGGCGGGGCUGGGGGCAGCGGUUCUGGCAUGGGGGGUGGCAGUGGUGGCUCUGGUCCCGGUGUUGGGGGUGACGAUAGCCAGGCGGGCAAGACGAGCGAUAGCAGCAACACGCAGGAUUUCCCCGUCGGUGGCAAAGACGAUUUGGAGGACAACGUGACGGAGCAAACGCAUCACAUAAUCGUGCCGUCGUACUCGGCCUGGUUCGAUUACAAUUCGAUCCAUGUGGUGGAAAAACGUGCACUACCGGAGUUCUUCAACGGCAAGAACAAAUCGAAGACGCCGGAAAUUUACAUGGCCUACCGGAACUUCAUGAUCGACACGUACCGGCUCAACCCGACGGAGUAUCUUACCAGCACGGCCUGCAGGCGCAACUUGGCUGGUGAUGUUUGUGCGAUCAUGCGCGUCCAUGCGUUCCUGGAGCAGUGGGGUCUGAUCAACUACCAGAUCGAUGCCGAUUCCCGGCCAACGCCCAUGGGGCCACCACCUACAUCACACUUCCACGUCCUGAGUGACACACCGUCCGGGCUGCAACCGAUCAACCCACCUAAAACGGCACAACCAUCCGCUGCGAAGAAUUUGCUCGAUCUGGACAAAAAGAAUGCGACGCUGGGCGAAAAGAAAGAUGAACUUGCUCCGGGUGCGUUGGCCGUGGCCGGUGGUGGCGCAAACGGUGGUACCGGGGCUCCUGGUUCCCUGAUUGGUCCCGAUGGCAUCAAGGUGGAACAGGGCACCGUCCCGACGGCCGAUCCCAACGGACAGUUUGGUUUGCGCUUGGACCAGUACGCGAAGAAACCGGCUGCCAUGCGUAACAAGACGGCGGCCAGUAUGACGCGUGAAUGGACCGAACAGGAAACGUUGUUACUGCUCGAAGGGCUCGAAAUGUAUAAGGACGAUUGGAACAAGGUGUGCGAACAUGUUGGAUCGCGGACGCAGGAUGAGUGCAUUCUGCACUUCCUGCGUUUGCCAAUCGAGGACCCUUAUCUGGAGGAUGACAACACGUUCCUGGGGCCGCUAUCAUAUCAACCGAUUCCGUUCAGCAAGGCGGGCAACCCUAUCAUGUCCACUGUUGCGUUUCUCGCUUCCGUGGUCGAUCCCCGUAUUGCGGCCAGUGCUGCUAAGGCGGCAAUGGAAGAAUUUGCUGCUAUAAAGGAUGAAGUUCCGGCUUCCAUGAUGGACGCUCAUCUGAAGAACGUAGAGAAAUCAAGCUUCGGUGGCAAGUUUGAUCCAAACGCUGGCCUAGCAAACAGUGGUAUCGCCGGCACCGGUCCGGAUAAGGAUAAGGAAGAUGAAUCGGAGAGCAAAUCAGCUUCAGCGGCGACCGCUGGUGGUAGUACGGCAACAUCUGCCGCUGGUACAACAACACCGGCCACCCCAGCCACACCGAGCACGGACGUGGAAAUGAAGGAUGUAUCGAAAAAGGAUGAUGCCGAUAAAGAGAAAACUUCCGAAGAGACAACCACUAAAUCGCCUGAUUCCGAUGCCCCAGCGACGACAGCAACUGACGCCAGCAACAAAUCUGGUGCAACACCGGACGGUGCUACGGUAGCUUCGGACGCGAAAGACAAGGAUGGAAAAGAUGGUUCGGCACUAACGCCCAGCGCCACCGGCGCCAACCAACCGGAAACGUCAUCCACCGUUGCCAAAGAGAACGGUUCGACCGAUCCGAAGCUAUUCAACGAGGGUAACCUGCAAGCGGCUGCUGCUGCCGCACUGGCCGCGGCUGCCGUCAAGGCAAAGCAUCUGGCCGCAGUCGAGGAGCGCAAGAUCAAGAGUCUGGUGGCACUGCUGGUCGAGACGCAGAUGAAAAAGCUGGAAAUAAAGCUGCGACACUUCGAGGAGCUAGAAACGACGAUGGAACGGGAACGCGAAGGUCUCGAGUACCAGCGGCAGCAGCUGAUACAGGAACGCCAGCAGUUCCAUCUGGAGCAGCUAAAGGCGGCCGAAUUCCGGGCCCGCCAGCAAGCCCACCAGCGGUUCCAGCUGGAACAGGGCCAAUGGCAGCAGCAGCAGGCUCAAGCCCAAGCUCAAGCUCAAGCACAAGCGCAAGCACAACAACAGCAGCAACAACAACAACCCCAGCAUGGACCCGCAGGAACGGUCGGUGUGCCGGGACAAGUACCUCCGCCUGCAUCAGCACCAUCACAGCAAGGCACAGCAGCAGCAGUACCGGGAACGACGGCACCGGGUCAACAUCAUCUUACCCCAGCAACUAUGGCCACCACCAAUCCGGGAACUAACACUCCAAAGCCGCCAUCUGUCGUUGGUGGCCCGGGGAUGGUGGUGCCGGGAGCGCCUGGUGCGAUACAUUCCCCCAACCAACCCAUGCCGGGCCAACAAGUGUCCGGACCAGCAGCGGCAGCGGCAGCAUCACCGGCACUGCCAGCAACAGCAUCCUUACCAUCGGUCAACCAAGGGCCGGCAGCAGCACCCACAGCAGUGCACCCAACGCCCUCCAACGGUAUCGUCCCCCCUAUUACCACCUCCACCCCCAGCUCCACCCAGCCGCCCUCUACGAAUCUUACCGACGGUACUACACCAAAUAGUAUAAUGCCGCCGGGUCUGGGUGUUCCCGGAGCACCGGUUCCACCCCCAUCACCGGCCGGGGGUGGUCCGCACAGCAGCGACCACUCGGCAGUGAUGGGAGCAUCGGCCGCACCCGGACCCGCCGGUGUCCCGAUGGUGCCCCCGUCUGGCCCUGGGGGGGCACAACAACAGCAGCAUCAGGCUCCGUCGGACCAGCAACAUGCACCGUUGCUAGCGGCAGCACCACCCCCAACAGGCGGACCCGCGACGGAUCCCUCCCUGCCGCCAGCAACAGCGGGAGAGGGAAUGCCAGCAGCAGUGGCCACGGCGAACCCGUCGCCAUCCUCCGAAUCCCUAGGAGAAUCGGGACCGGUUACCACCACGCAGUCGCAGGAAGCGACAACGCCGAGCACGGCCGUAGUGAGUGAACAGGAGCAACAGCAAACCGCCUCCAGUGAAGGACCAGUGCAUCCACCGGUCGGUGCCCCGCCGUCGACCGGAACGCCACCAUCAUAA